Lindgomyces ingoldianus is the source of this 1806-nucleotide messenger RNA. RefSeq names its product subtilisin-like protein. The record is from RefSeq and is a predicted model, not a curated record. Gene Ontology annotation, molecular function: serine-type endopeptidase activity. Bases 79 to 1584 code for a protein of 501 amino acids. Lineage: Eukaryota; Fungi; Ascomycota; Dothideomycetes; Pleosporales; Lindgomycetaceae. Gene Ontology annotation, biological process: proteolysis. The transcript has a single exon.
AAGCUCCCUCGCUCAACGCAUCAAUAAAUUGCCACCUCUUACCAUUCUCAAACCUGCUCGUCUAUCGUUGUCUUCAAAAUGUCGCAAGAAGCCCAAAAGAUCGCCAUGACCCCACAGCAGGGCAAGCCAGAGCUCAUCGUUAUAUUUGAGUCCAGCGCCGGUGUGCGCGCACAAAGCUCACCAGGAAUGACCGCCGUCGCUUCUUCGUCUGGCAACGAUGUCUCGGGAGUUCAGUCGAUCCUGAGCAAGCACAAUGCCUCCUUGAAGCUCCUCUUCGGCCCAAAUGAGGACCGUCUCCGGGCAUCCCUAGUUGCUGCAUCUUCCACCGCUCAGAAGAUCGGGCAGACUCCUCCAGAUUUGACGCCCUUCUACAGUGUCCAAGCGGCUGAGGACAAGCUCGACCAGCUUGCCAAGGAACUCAGGGCUGAAAGGACCGUCAAGGCGGCUUAUGUCAAGCCUGGUGCAGCCCCGGCCAUCUUCGCCCAACCCGACAAAGUGUCAACUGCUGCAGUAGCUUCUGUAACGCCCAAUUAUCAGUCACGCCAAUCAUAUCUCGAUCCUGCCCCCAAAGGUGUAGAUGCUGCUUAUGCAAACUCGAUUGUCGGCGGAUCGGGCGAGAGGAUGAAGGUCUGCAGCGUCGAGUUCGGCUGGCUAUUCACGCACGAAGACCUGAUGGAGAACCAAUCUGGCGUUAUCGCUGGAACUGCCCCUGUUGCCGAUAAUCACGGCACGGCUACAGUUGGCAUUGUCGGUGCAGACAAGAACCCAUACGGUGUAACCGGAAUCGUGCCGAGAGCAAUUUCCUGCGCCAGCUCGGUCGUUGACCAGACUGUUGCUGCCGCGAUCAAGAACGCGGCUGACAAGAUGAGCCCUGGCGAUAUCAUCUUCAUGUCUCUCCACCGACCAGGUCCUAACACUACUGGGUCUGGACAAUUCGGCUUCAUUGCUUUAGAAUGGUGGCCCGACGAUUUCGCCGCGAUCAAGUAUGCCACUAGCAAAGGCAUAAUCUUCGUCGAGGCUGCAGGGAAUGGGUACCAGAAUCUCGAUGAUCCAAUCUACGAGACCGCGAGAGCAGCAUAUGGCUUCCCCUCUUCAUACCCCAAUCCGUUCAACACCGCCAACCCUUCCUCCGGCGCCGUCAUUGUCGGAGGAGGUGCGCCACCCGAAGGAACUCAUGGCCAUUCCUGGUGGGGUCCUGAUCGAAGCCGCCUUGCGUACAGCAACUAUGGGUCUCGUGUCGACUGCCAGGGUCAGGGAUACGACGUGACAACGACAGGGUAUGGUGACCUCCAGGGCGGUGGCCGUCCUGAGCUAUAUUACACCGAUACAUUCAGCGGCACUUCUUCCGCGACCCCUAUUGUAGCAUCUGCAUUAUGUGCUGCGCAGGGUAUCUUGAAAGACUUUGGUAGACGGCCGAUUACGGGCGAGGAGUGUAGGCAGCUAGUUCGGAGUACAGGAAGCCCGCAGCAGGAUGGUCUGCAGGGUCCCAAAGAAGGACAGAGGAUUGGAAAUCGUCCUGAUCUGCGACAGCUGAUACCUGCCGCUUUGAAGCUCACUGAAUGGCGGCCAAAUGCCCGGCUCUAGGUGUAUUAGGCAUUAUAAGUGGGGAGGUUGUUGGGUGCGCGGUGGAAUAAAGGGAGCUGAGCUCCUACAGUCUGAUUUCCAAUAUACACUUAUUUCCUUCCUCAUACCUAAAUGUGAAUCAUGUUUAAACGUACUUACGAGGCUUGACAGCCUCGUGGUGGUAAAACUCUGACGCAAAAGAGCCUUUGCUAAGUCUUAUAGUUAGACAGCCCAAUAGACACG